Ailuropoda melanoleuca (giant panda) is the source of this 3626-nucleotide messenger RNA. RefSeq names its product yippee like 4 (gene YPEL4). The transcript is spliced from 5 exons. Bases 413 to 727 code for a protein of 104 amino acids. Lineage: Eukaryota; Metazoa; Chordata; Mammalia; Carnivora; Ursidae. The record is from RefSeq and is a predicted model, not a curated record.
ACAGCUACAUUCACCCACAGACCGAGGUACAGACGAGAGACAACCUCUGGCCCCCCAGCAGCUGGCCAGCUUGGCAGCCCCAGUCUCGAGCCCCUAACUACCCUCCCCCGCCCCCAUCCCCUUCCCAAUUGAAGGAGCGGAAAGAGAAGAGAGAAGAGUGAGCAGAGAGAUUGAGAGAGAGAGAGAGAGAGAGAGAGAUAGACGGAGAUCUCUGGAGCAGACCUCAAGGUGACUUCUGUUUCCAUCUGGUUCACGUCUGGGGGGGCCCUGGCCGGGCAGCCCCCCCACAUUUCUCCUGCCCUGAAACACGGCUCUAGCCAACCUGCUCCGCUGCUUCACCUGCGACCGUCUGUGUGGGGGCUGCACGGCGCCAGCCCCUCCGGCCCGCCAGGGCAUUGUCCUCCAGCCGGUCAUGCCCAGCUGCGACCCUGGCCCGGGCCCCGCCUGCCUCCCCGCCAAGACGUUCCGCAGCUACCUGCCCCGUUGCCACCGCACGUACAGCUGCGUCCACUGCCGCGCGCACCUGGCCAAACACGAUGAGCUCAUCUCCAAGUCUUUCCAAGGGAGCCAUGGCCGAGCCUACCUGUUUAACUCCGUGGUCAACGUGGGUUGUGGACCCGCCGAACAGCGUCUCCUACUCACGGGGCUCCACUCGGUAGCUGACAUUUUCUGUGAGAGCUGCAAGACCACCCUGGGCUGGAAAUAUAUCUUUGGAGAGCACCCGUGACCUGCCAGGCAUCGUGUCCAGCGCUGGGGAUGCAAAUGGAGAGCGAGGCCGUCAUGGCCUGACUUUGGGGGACUUUCAGUCUAGCGGGAGGACAAACAAUAACCAGGCAAUUCCAGGAACAGGGGACAAGGCUCUGAGCAGCAGGCUCAGGACUCCUAGGAGAAGCUUAGCCUAGAUUUGAGGAGUCAAGAAGACUUCGCAGAGGUGAGGACUGAUGGCGCGUGGAGGAGGAGCCGUCGGGUGGGCACGGGGAAGUGGAGAGGGGGACUGUUUCAGACACACAGAACUGUGUGUGUCAAGUGGUUUGAGCUUAGUUAAUUUGAGGAGGGAACAGAAGUUUCCCAGCACUGGAGUGGAAAUGCCAGUGGGUGAGAGAGAGGACACAGGAAAGACAGACCAUUUAGGAAUCUAGAUUUCAUCCCAAGGGCAUUGGGAAAACACUGAAAAAUUGUUUUUUGAACAAGAGUGGAGUGACAUCAGCAAAUGGCUGUUCUGUGCCCAGAGAAGAGGCUCCAACAGAAAUGUUCAUACACUGAAGAAAGUAAGGAACAUAAGCCAGUUGUACUGUCCAAUGCGAUGGUCAACGUCAGAACGGAGAGGCUAGCUGAGCAGAAAGGCAGGAGAGAAGUACAAGACCCAGAGACGCAAGAAGGCAAAUGCGAGCCACGCAGGAAUGAUGCCCAGCACCGCGCUCUGAGAGGCCUCAGAGGGGUCUGUCCCAUUGUUCAGUUUCCGCGCCUGGUGAUGCCUAGAGAUGCAGCUCUCGGGCUCUAGCGAGGGACCCAGAAACCCUCACAGUCCCCCUUCUUGCACCAAAGUCCAGGAAGGCUUGUCUUCUCAGGCCCCACGCGCUAAACCUGAAAAUCGGGCACAAAUUAGCUACCUUCUUAGAGCUCCCUAAAUCUGCCCCCCUUCUAUUUACUUUCACAAAUGUUCAUUAAGCUGACUAGGCACUGUGGGAAACAGAGAAGUUAAGUGGCGUAGUCACUGCUCUCAAGUUCUUUGUAAUCUCUCUGGAAGGAAUCUUUCUGUGGCCUUCGCUCCAGGGAUGCUAUUUAAUCUCUAAGGUCAGGCCAUGGGCAGUGCUGUCCAAACCUUGGAUGCCCAGACAGGUGUACCCUGGAGAAGCAUCACUAUCAAAUAUCCUGUAUUUCCCAGCGGGGUUGUGCUGGGAACUGCAGGCAGAGAUGAGGUCUCCUUUUUAUGCCCUGAGAGCAUAGCAGCGCAUAGGUCCUUAUCCCUGGUGAGCAGUCCUUCCAGGUUAGCUCUUUUCCUUUGCUGUGCGUCCACUUUUUCUCAUGGAGGUCUACUCUGGUCCUAUCAGUGAUUCUCCCAACCUUCUCCACCCACCCUCCAAUCUCAGGUUGAGCCUGGUAACUCUUCUUUCUUAGACAACAAGCCACCACUUUUGUCCUUAUAGGUUUGAGGCUUGGAAAGAUACCCUCCUACAACCAGCAGGUGGCAUCAAAACCUUCCAACCCUCAGCUCAGGCAACCUCCCCGGGGACAGAACCUACUCAAACCUCUCCAGAUUAAGUCUACAAAACAAUGGGUGAGCUGGCGAACUUAGGACGGGGUUAGAUCUAGGCUCUGCGAUCUAAGGGCUGUAUAACCGUGGCCACAGUGCUUAAACCUGUCUGGCUCUCGGUUUUUUCAUCUGUAAAAUGGGGGUGUUACCUGCUAAGAAGUUAAUCGGUUUCAUCAAGGAUGAAGUGUCUAGCACAUGGCAGUGCUUCCGUUCAUGGGAGCUGUUAGUAUGGCUGCCAAGAGGCUUCCCAGAGUCUCACCACGAGGACAGCUGAUUGGCGCCCAGAGGGGAGAGGAAGUCUAGAUGCUGAGGAGGCAGCCAGCGCUGGGUAGCACUACGCGGCCAAUGCCCUUUUAACAUUGCACUGCUAGUGGUAGGUGCAGACAGUAGCACAAUGUGAAAAGAGCUCCGGCCCGCAGCAGAGGCAUGCCGGCCCUGCCUCCUCGCCCCUUCUCCCAGGCCCCGGCCCACUCAGCUCUCUUGGCCUCCCUCUGUCCAUUCUCAUCUUUGAGACCCCCCUCCUCCCGUCUUAGUGCUAACCCUGUAUUUCUUGUCCCCCUCAUCCUUUGGCCUCCUUCCUCACACCCUUCCCAAAAGAGACUAGCUUUUUCUGAAGGUUUUGUGGGGGGACAAGUUCCCCCCAAGGCAGGGUCCAUGGAGGCAGCUAGGGGAGACUUUGAGCUUGGCACUCAAUUGGAAGGGACUGGGAGCAACCACAGAAGUCUGGGGGACACUCAUGUGAAACUGUGUUCCCCUAGACUUGAUCUCUCUCAGCUUCUCUUCCGGAGGAGCUUGCUGACCAGGACCACAGCACCCUCUCUUCUUCCCUUCUCAAAAGCUCCCUCCUUUUCUUAGUUCAGAUAAACAGGAGUUCGAGGCCUCAAGGGGACCACCUCUGAAGUACCUCCAGGAUCAGAGUGUGGAAGAGUAUUGUCACAGGUCCCAGCAACAGAGCAAAGCUUUCAGGUCUAAGAGGGGGAAGCUGCAGGAGAAGCCCCACCCCUGCAUCUCCCUUCUGAGGUCUUCAAAUCCACCAUAUGGAUUCAGCAUCAGACAAAAUCGUGAGGGUGAUUCCCUUUCUUGUAGUGAGAGUUAGGCAUGGGCUUUCACUGGCAGUGAGAUCAGAAUCUGAGCCAGUCCUGAUCUUAUCCAGGGGCUCCCCUUAGUCUUCAAGCUCACCCACAGCUUCGCCAUCCUAGCCUGUUCAGGGGCUUAAACAUUGGAUAACCCCUGAGGCUGCUCAAAAACCCAAAGCCAAGGUUCCAGAGCUCCAGCGUGGCCCGUUCCUGGCUAAAGCACAGGUCUCAGAGGCCUAACUCCAGUUCUGACCUAGUAAACAGUGUGCGCCCCCAAAAGGGCAGAGGCGGGGGGG